Messenger RNA from Staurois parvus, 348 nucleotides. The record is from the annotation of a GenBank genome assembly. Lineage: Eukaryota; Metazoa; Chordata; Amphibia; Anura; Ranidae.
GUUGUAUAGUGUCAUCUGACUUCCUCCUGCUGUGAUGAUCUCCGCUCCAUUCUUAUCACUAACCGAUCCCUCACCAGCCUGGAUUUAUCAGGUAAUGAUCUCCAAGACUCUGGAAUGAGACGUCUGUGUGAGGGACUCCGACAUCCUGACUGUACUCUGCAGGAGCUGAGAAUAUUAUGGUGUGGUGUGACAUUAUGGUGCUGUGAUGAUCUCUGCUCCGUGAUCUCCACAAACCGAACUCUGACCAGACUGGAGGUGACAUUGGAUGAGGAGGAGACGUUCUACUCAGAAGUGAUUUGUCGUUGUUUUUGCGAGAUCCUCCGGAAUGCCGGCUUCACUGUGGAUGGA